ACUUUUUCUCAUAAAUAUCAUUUCCAGGAAAUUCACGCCUGACUUAUUUGAUUUUUUUUGUUGUUUUUUUUUCGUGGGUCUCUUUGGUGGGAGUAAGUCGGAUUGGUUUGAUUGGCGAGGAGAGGGGCUUUGUUGUGAUUCUUCUUCUACUUUCAAUUUUGGCUUUUCCCGGCGAUGCCUACGCCGGUGAUUACGGCGAGAGAAUGCUUAACGGAGGAAGCUGCUCGUGCUCUCGACGAUGCUGUUGCGGUGGCUCGUCGGAGGAGCCACGCCCAGACUACGUCACUCCACGCCGUUUCUGCGCUUCUCGCGAUGCCUUCCUCCAUUCUCCGUGAGGUAUGCGUCUCACGCGCCGCUCGGAGUACACCGUACUCUUCGCGUCUUCAGUUCCGAGCUCUGGAGCUCUGCGUCGGCGUUUCUCUCGACAGGCUACCGUCGUCCAAGUCUACGGCGGCGGAAGAAGAUCCACCGGUGUCGAAUUCGCUCAUGGCGGCGAUCAAGCGGUCGCAGGCGAAUCAAAGGCGUCAUCCCGAGACGUAUCACCUCCAGCAGAUCCACGCAAGUGGCGGCGGCGGUGGCUGCCAAACGACGGUUUUAAAGGUCGAGUUGAAGUAUUUCAUAUUAUCAAUCCUCGACGAUCCGAUUGUGAAUCGGGUCUUCGGCGAAGCCGGGUUUCGGAGCUCCGAUAUCAAGCUCGACGUGCUUCACCCUCCGGUAACGCAAUUCUCUUCCCGUUUCUCUCGCGCUCGUUAUCCGCCUCUCUUCCUCUGUAAUUUUCCGAACUCAGAUCCGAAUCGCGAGUUCCCGUUUGGUGGGAGCAGCGGCGUCGAUGAGAAUUCUCGGAGAAUCGGAGAGAUUUUAGGUCGGAAAGAGAGGAAGAACCCUUUGCUGGUUGGUAAUUGCGCGAACGAAGCUCUUGUAACCUUCACGGAUUCGAUCAACAGUGGGAAGCAAGGGCUUCUUCCUCCGGAGAUUAGUGGGUUAAGCAUUAUUAGCAUAGAGAAGAAAAUUAGUGAAAUUUUAGCCGAUGGAUCAAGAACUGAUGAGGAAAUUCGCGUGAAGCUUGAUGAUUUAGUAAGAAUCGUAGAGCAAAAUGGAUCGAAAUCGGGGACGAUACUUAAUCUGGGAGAGUUGAAGGUCUUAACCAGUGAAGCUUCUUCCGGUGGAAACAGUGAUGCUUUGGAGAAUCUUGUUUCGAAGCUCUCGGAUUUUCAGAAGCAUCAAAGUAAGAAGCUUUGGUUCAUCGGAUGUGUAUCGAGCAACGAGACGUAUACGAAGCUUCUCGAUCGGUUUCCUACGAUCGAUAAAGAUUGGGACCUUCAUGUUCUUCCAAUCACAUCCUCAAAACCCUCGAGUCAAGGGGUUUAUCCAAAAUCAAGUGAAUCUGUUGGUUACAGCUUGAUGGGAUCCUUUGUUCCGUUUGGAGGGUUCUUUUCGUCUACAUCAGACUUCAGAGUGCCGUUGAGUGGUACAGUGAAUCAGACGCUUUCCAGAUGUCACAUCUGCAACGAGAAGUAUUUGCAAGAAGUAGCCGCCAUUGCCAAGGCCGGUUCGAGUCUCUCUCUUGCUGAUCAAUGUUCGGAGAAGUUGCCCUCUUGGUUACGAGCUGCAGAGGCUGAGUUGGACAAGGGAACAACGGGCAGUAGCAAGGCUAUAGAUGGCCCAAACACAUUAGCCGCGCAAACCACAGCUUUGCAGAAGAAAUGGGACAACAUAUGCCAAAGUAUCCAUCAAACUCCAGCGUUCCCUAAACUUGGUUUUCAGCCUAUGAGUACGCAGUUCCCAGUUCAGACCGAGAAGAGUGUGAGAAGCCCAACCGAGAAAAAUUGUCCUGUGUUUCCAAGCAAAACUCCUGAAAGCUUUCUAGAGACGCGUAAACUGCUAAAUCCAAAACAUACGGAGGAUCGCACUGUGAGUUCUCCUUUGAGCUGUGUUACUACAGAUUUAGGGUUGGGAGUAAUCUAUGCAUCAAAAAGCCAGGAAUCAAACACACCGAAAGAGAAACCGCUGCUGGCGACAAUAAACUCUUCUUUAGAGCAAAAAUAUCAUAAAGAUUUCAAGUCUCUCAGAGAAUCACUCUCUCGUAAAGUAGCCUGGCAGACGGAAGCUGUGAAUGCCAUAAGCCAAAUUAUCUGCGAAUGCAAAAGCGACUCCACGAGAAGAAACCGCACAAGUGGAAUUUGGCUGGCUCUUCUUGGACCUGAUAAAGUCGGGAAGCAGAAAGUAGCAUCGGCUCUUUCUGAAAUCUUUUUUGGUGGCCAGGUCAAUUGCAUCUGCGUGGAUUUCAGGGCAGAACACUGUUAUAUUGAUGACAAAUUCAGAGGCAAAACAGUGGUUGAUUACAUAACCGGUGAAUUAUCAAGAAAACCACACUCUGUUGUUUUACUAGAAAACGUGGAAAAAGCUGAGUUCCCUGAUCAGGUCAGAUUCUCUGAAGCUGUGAGUACUGGAAAACUCCGUGAUUCUCAUGGAAGAGUGAUCAGUAUGAAAAAUGUAGUUGUUGUUGUGACUUCUGGGAUAUCCAAGGACAAAGAUCACGUUAUAGAACCUGUGAAGUUUUCUGAGGAAAGAGUUCUCAGCGCGAGAAGCUGGAAACUGCAAAUAAAGUUAGUCGAUGCUACUAAAAUUGGGGUAAAGAAGAGAAAACAUGAGCCAGAAACAGAGCUGCGAGCAGAGAAGGCGCAACGUUCGUAUCUGGAUCUGAAUCUUCCUGUAAAUGAGACAGAAGUUAGCUUCGAUCAUGAAUCAGAGGACGCAACUGCUUGGUUCGAUGAUUUCAUGGAACAAGUAGACGGUAAAGUGACAUUUAAGCCGGUUGAUUUCGAUGGGUUAGCCAAAAAGAUUCAAGAGAACAUGGUUUCACAUUUUGAGCAUUGCUUUGGAACCGUAGCACAUCUAGAGAUAGAUAAUGAAGUGAUCGUUCAGAUUCUGGCGGCUUCUUGGUCAUCACUAUCAUCGGGAGAAGAAGAGAGAACGGUUGAUCAGUGGAUGCAGACAGUUCUUGCUCCGAGCUUUGCCGAAGCGAGGCAGAAGUACGGCUCAAAUUCUGCGUUUGCCGUGAAACUGGUUGCUUCUAAAGAUUUAGCUGCCGGAGUAGAGUUGCCGGAAAAGGUGGAUGUGAUUACAGAUAUAUAAAUGAGGUAAAAAUUAGUUAUAAUCCUGAUUGUUUUGUCAUCAGAAGCCUGGUUUGGAGUUUUGUGCUUGUAAAUUAAAAUGUAUAAUAGUUUUACUACUAGCUGAGGUACAUAAGUUUGUUUAGGAGUUACCAACUUGCCACAACUUUUUUUGGCAUUUUGAGUUUAGGUAUCUCUCCUAAUUAUGUUGUAAACUCCUGCGCAAAAGUUCCAAACAUAAGUGCGUUAAA
This is a messenger RNA of Eutrema salsugineum, 3364 nucleotides long. RefSeq names its product protein SMAX1-LIKE 6. Bases 175 to 3135 code for a protein of 986 amino acids. The transcript has 3 exons. Gene Ontology annotation, molecular function: ATP binding; ATP hydrolysis activity. The record is from RefSeq and is a predicted model, not a curated record. NCBI's taxonomy places the organism in Eukaryota, Viridiplantae, Streptophyta, Magnoliopsida, Brassicales, Brassicaceae.